This is a messenger RNA of Oncorhynchus masou masou (cherry salmon), 3423 nucleotides long. Its product is annotated as angiopoietin-1-like. The record is from RefSeq and is a predicted model, not a curated record. Gene Ontology annotation, biological process: angiogenesis; Tie signaling pathway. The transcript is spliced from 9 exons. NCBI's taxonomy places the organism in Eukaryota, Metazoa, Chordata, Actinopteri, Salmoniformes, Salmonidae. Bases 626 to 2242 code for a protein of 538 amino acids. Gene Ontology annotation, molecular function: receptor tyrosine kinase binding.
GAGGGGCAGGCUCAGAGUGUGCUGGAAGCCUGGUGCUGUUCUUUAGUGAGCCUCGCUCCAGUCGUUUAGUCACACAGGGAAACCAGAGCAGAGACAGAGGAGGAAGAGCAAAGCAGUCACACAAGAGGAGGUCUGACGACACUAUCCGUAUGCACUGACCCUUGUAUUUAACACAUGUAGACAUACAUGCACACGUGCAUGCUGCAUUGAUACAGUGUAAAAAGGACCAUCUAUAUAAACACACAAGCUGUCACGGUGCAACACGUGUAUGCGGCGAGCCCUGGACGACUGGACUUCUGGCUGACUUCUGACCGGACACAUAGCGCUCCAGCAGCCCAUUACAAGAGUGUGUGUGUAAGUGUGUGUGUACGUGUGUGUGUGUGUGAGCACACCGGAGAUGCCCUCCAGACCUUCUCACAGUAGGAGGUCCAGCACGGCGAUGGAUGACACGUGUUCUACAUCGACUGGGAUCCGUACAGCCUUCUGAUCCACUCAAAGAAAUACUGGCCCAAGACCGACGAAAAGAGACCGACGAAAAGAGACCGACGAAAAGAGACAGACGAAAAGUCAUCCAGAAGCCAACGAUAAAAGGACUUUACUUUUUCAACCUUUCCUCCAGGCUGGAAUGAUGUUGUGGAACAAGUUUGCCUGCCACCUGCUUUCGUUGGCAGCCCUACUGGUGGCAGUGGGCUGCAGUGGGGGAGAGCAUAGAAAAGGGACAGAUGGCAGUGCCAGCGGCGCAGGACAGGGCAGCACAGGUGGCAGCACGGGUAGCAGCAGCGGUAGUAGUAGUGAAAGUAGUAGCAGCAGUAAUCGGAGGUACCACAGAGUCCAGCAUGGACAGUGCACCUACACCUUUAUCCUACCUGAGGGCGACAGCAGCGGAGGGAAUUCGUGCCGACAAGGGAAAGCAGCGACACAGUUUAACAGCGCCAAUGCGCUGCAGAGAGACGCUCCACCCCUGGAACAGGACUUCGCUUCCCAGAAGAUCCAACACCUGGAGCACGUCAUGGAGAACUACACUCAGUGGCUGCAGAAGAUUGAAAACGACAUAAAGGAGAGCAUGAAGACAGAGAUGGCCCAGUUGCAGCAGAGUGCCGUUCACAACCACACAGCCGCCAUGUUGGAGAUGGGCACCAACCUCUUGUCCCAGACGGCCGAGCAGACCCGCAAGCUAACCGAUGUAGAGACGCAGGUUCUGAACCAAACCUCCAGACUAGAGAUUCAACUGCUUGAGAACUCCCUGUCCACCAACAAGCUGGAGAAGCAGCUCAUGGUGCAGACCAACGAGAUCAGAAAGCUCCACGACAAGAACGGGUUCAUGGAGCAGAAGAUGCAGGAGAUGGAGUCUCGUCACCGGGAGGAGCUGGGGACGCUGCGGGAGGAGAAGGGAAGCCUGCAGGCUCUGGUGGGGAAACAGAGUGGCGUGAUCCGUGAGCUGGAGACCCAGCUGACCAGGGCCACGGGCAACAGCACCGCCAUGCAGAGGCAGCAGCAGGAAAUGAUGGACACAGUGCACAACCUCAUCAGCCUCUGCAACAAGGACGGAGUAGUCCCAAACAGCACGAAGCGGGUGGACGAAGAGAAGAAGUUUCGGGACUGUGCCGAUCUGUACCAGGCUGGUUUCUACAAGAGUGGGGUCUACAACAUACAUAUUAAUACCCAGGAGACCAAAAAGGUGCAUUGUAACAUGGAGACCGCUGGCGGCGGAUGGACGAUCAUCCAGCGAAGAGAGGACGGCGGCCUGGACUUCCAGAAAACGUGGAAGGAGUACAAGACGGGCUUUGGGACGGUUUCUGCAGAGCACUGGCUGGGGAAUGAGUUUGUUUACCUGCUGACCAGCCAGAGGCAGUAUGCCCUCCGUGUGGAGCUCACUGACUGGGACGGACACCAGGCCUUCUCCCUGUACGACCGCUUUCACAUCGAUAGUGAGAAACGCAACUACAGACUGUUCCUGAAGAGUCACAGUGGGACAGCAGGCAGGCAGAGCAGUCUGGUGAUCCACGGGGCAGACUUCAGCACCAAAGACAUGGACAACGACAACUGCAUCUGCAAGUGUGCCCUCAUGCUCACAGGGGGUUGGUGGUUCGACGCCUGCGGCCCGUCCAACCUCAACGGAAUGUACUUCACCAAAGGGCAACACGUCGGGAAGCUAAAUGGCAUCAAGUGGCACUACUUUAAGGGUCCCAGCUACUCGCUACGAGCAACAACCAUGAUGAUUCGUCCGCUGGACUUCUCAUAGACACCUCGAGUGCGUCCAAAAUGGCACCCUAUUCCCCAUAUUGUGCAAUACUUUAAAUGAGUGCACUACAUAGGGAAUAGGAUGCCAUUUCAGAUGUGACGUUAGAGUUUCUUCCCUACACUCUCUAUAAGGCCAAUGGGACAACUAUAUUAGGAGGAAUGCUUCCUGCUUUUACCCUGUUACUAUCGUCUCACCAUAACGACUUUGGAGUUUGUCCGGAUGGGAACUCUACACCACCUGGCUGUUGCUUGGUAAUGUUACUUCAGAGUCAGCCUGGAAGUGUGGUUGGAGGGAAGAGGGCUUGUGGAACGAGAGAGGGGUCUCGUCUUAUCAUAGAGCUACACCGUGAGUGAUGAACUCCUUGCGAAGUCGGAGGACAAACUGCUUCGCUCUUUUUUUAUAUUUGACGCAUGAACUCAAGUAGAGUUCAACUCUCAGCCCAGGCCUGUGGACUCUCACCCCAGGCCUGUGGACUCUCACCCCAGGCCUGUGGACUCUCACCCCAGGCCUGUGGACUCUCACCCCAGGCUUGUGGACUCUCACCCCAGGCCCGUGGACUAUUGGGGUAGACUUCUCUCCUUUUUGGGAACUGACUGCAACAUUGCAACUUCGUCUGCAUAUGAAGACUAUAUGACAGACCACACGACUACCCAUAGACUACAUGAUAGGCUGCCUUCAGACUACACGACUCCCUUUACGCAUCUGGAAUGUUCUCACAACCAUAUGGGAGAAAAAGGCAUUUUUAUAGAGGUGUUGCACCAAGACAUUGGGACAUUGAACAAUGUUUUGUAUUUCAUGCUUUUUAUUCUUAUAUAGCCUAAUACAUUUGGCAUGACUUGAUGUUGUUUUUACAUAAGUCACUCUGGAUCGUUUCUGGAGAGGAAAAGUCACAAGGUCACCAUCAGUAUAAAAUGUUGGUCUUAUAUGUACUGCAGACUCCAAAGGCAGUUCUGAGAACAAGCCUGGCUCAGUCAAUGGUUUUGCUGCCACUUAUAUAGUUGUUGUCCUGCCAGAGUGCGCUGAUUAUUUUCAAAGUUCAAAAUGCCACGUUAUUAUUGGAUUUGGCAACUGACAGAGAUUUAUCUGCAGUUGGUAUUGGCUGACAACCAAUGGCUGCCAAGGCUAAAAAUGUGGUGAUCUUCUUUCCUCAUUUAAAUAUAAAAAAUAAUAUACUGUAACGA